AGAAAGAAAAACUCACAGUUUGAACACUCAGCCGGUGUGUGUUUAUAGCUCAUUGUUUAUUGUUGAAAUGUUGAAGAUGAGUUUGCAGGUGGAUCUGAUGUGCUGUAAAUCAGUAGGAACUGAUCUGUCCAUGCUGGAUAUUGAUGAUUUGAUGACAGAAAUCUCUCAGCUGAAGAAAGAGGUGGCGUUACUGGAGGCAAAGCUGAGGGAAAGAGAGCUUUCAGAUCAGAGAUCCAGAGACACACAAGACUCAGAGCUCAGCCUCACUUUACUCUGUUAUACUGACGCUCAGGAGAGUGUGUGUGACAGUAAUCAGGGUGAUCAAACCUCCACAGAGUCUCUGGCUUCUGUCUGUAAUGCUGCUGGAGAACAGCAGAUGCUCAAGAUACCAUUGAAGAUGUGUUCAGUGAAGCUGAUGGACUGCAGGAACCUCAUGGAGAUGAGACGAGAAACCACAGCACAGGAACAACAUAGUAAAGAAGAUGAGAAUAACGGUGAUGGUGAUUUUAUUCCUUCAGAUUCAAACAGCAGCUCAUGUUCAGAUGGAGAAACGGCUUCUACAUCAAAAGAGUGUCAGACAGCACAGAGUCUUUCCUGCAUCACCUGUGAGAAGACAUUCAGCUCGCAGGGACGUUUAGCAAGACAUGAGAGAAAACACACAGAGCAGACGUUCUUCAAAUGUAAGAGAUGUGGGAGCAGCUUUUCUACAUUACAAGAGAGAAAGCUUCAUUCAAAAGUGCACAGAGAAAAGGAGAUCCACUGUGAGCAGUGCGGGAAGAUUUUUUUGUUUCAUUCUGUACUGAAAGCUCACAUGAAGACACACAGUGAUGAAAAGCCUUUCCAAUGCAGUGAGUGUGACAAGUGUUUCAGAACUAAAGGUAAUCUUGAUAUUCAUAAGAGAAUACACACAGGGGAGAAACCAUACAAGUGUCCUCGCUGUGAGAAGAGAUUCACCCACGGACCUGAUCUAAAGAAACACAUCCGUUCUCACACCAAUGAGAGGCCGUAUGAGUGCAGUGAAUGUGGGAAAACCUUUAAGCAGUUAGGUAGUCUAAAGUCACAUCAAAAUAUACACUCUGAUCAGAAACCCUAUCAAUGCUCGCACUGCGAUAAAUGUUUCCAUCAAAAAUCUCAUCUGAUAAUCCAUGAGAGAAUGCACUCUGGAGAGAAACCUUACCUCUGCUCUCACUGUGGAAAGAGCUUUUCUAGACCAUCUUCUUUCCAACUGCAUCUGAGAGUGCACACCGGAGAAAAGCCUUAUCACUGUAGCGAUUGUGGGAGGAGUUUCAGUAAACGCGCCUACUUACUAAAGCACCAGAGAAUACAUACAGGAGAAAGACCUUACAAAUGCUCUCUGUGUGAGAAAACAUUUGCUCGACCAGAUGUCCUGAAAACCCAUGAGAGAAUGCAUACAGGAGAGAAACCUUACAGCUGCUUCAUCUGUGGGGAGAGAUUUGCUUAUUUAGGAAGUUUUAAUGCUCAUCAGAAGAAACAUGCUAAAGAUCAAGAACCGUUAUAGUGUUUUCAUGGCUCAGUGGAUGUAGAGACUGUUUCAGCUCAUCCAGAAUCAGUGCAUCAAGCUCUCCCUGCCACUAGGGCAGAAUCACACUGACCUUUCUUGUGGAUUGGGAGAAGAGAUGGAGAGAGAUGAAUACAAUGAAUAUACAGUGGCAUGCAAAAGUUUGGGCACCCCUGAUCAAAAUUUCUGUUGCUGUGAAUAGCUAAGCGAGCAAAAGAUGGCCUGAUUUCCAAAAGGCUUAAAGUUAAAGAUGACACAUUUCUUUAAUAUUUUAAGCAAUUUUACUUUUUUAUCAUCUUUUACAGUUUCAAAAUAACAAAAAAGGGCCUAAAGCAAAAGUGUGGACACCCUGUAUGGUCAGUACUUAGUAACACCCCCUGGCAAGUAUCACAGCUUGUAAAAGCUUUUCGUAGCCAGCUAAGUGUCUUUAAAUUUUUGUCUGGGGGAUUUUUGCCCAUUCUUCCUUGCAAAAGGCUUCUAGUUCUGUGAGAUUCUUGGGCUGUCUUGCAUUCACUGCUCUUUUGAGGUCUAUCCACAGAUUUUCGAUGAUGUUUAGGUCAGGGGACUGUGAGGGCCAUGGCAAAACCUUCAGCUUGCGCCUCUUGAGGUAGUGCAUUGUGGACUUUGAGGUGUGUUUAGGAUCAUUAUCCUGUUGUAGAAGCAAUCCUCUUUUCAUGUUCAGCUUUUUAACAGAUGAUGUUUGCUUCCAGAAUUUGCUGGUAUUUAAUUUAAUCCAUUCCUCUACCAGUGAAAUGUUCCCCUGUGCCACUGGCAUCAACACAAGCCCAAAGCAUGAUCGAUCCACCAUAAAGCUUUGAAAUUUGCAUCACCUAGCCUUUCCAAACGAUGAUUGUGAACAAGCCAUAGCCCUAACAAGCUAAUUAAGGUCUGAGACCUUGAUAAAAGUUAUCUGAGAGCUCAAAUCUCUUGGGGUGCCCAAACUUUUGCAUGGUGCUCCUUUCCUUUUUUUUCACUCUAAAAUUGUAAAAAAAUAAAAAUAAUACACUAAUAUUGCUUGAAACAUUCUUUUCAACAUUUUAUGUAACUUUAUGCCUUUUGGAGAUCAGUUCAUCUUCUACUCACUUAACUAUUCACAGCAACAGAAAUUUUGACCAGGGGUGCCCAAACUUUUGCGUGCCACUGUAGUUGUGUUUGGGCAGAGAUUGUUUUAUACUGAGAUACCAAACUCCACGGCUUUACCAUAGGAGAGAGCGUAAUGGCCAAGUAGCAUGCUACAACAGCAAGUCACCGUUUGCAUAGCUGUAAACUGACACCUACCUGUCGCACAACUGUCUGUGGCUUCUCUUAUAAAACAGCAAUUUUAUCAUAAUAAAUUGCACACAUAGUUCACUCCAAAAGGAUUGUUUCAUGUAAAUGUGUUGAAGAUUAGCAGACAGGCGGUCAAUUCAUGAAGUGAUGAGCUGUUUCCUCACAAAAGCAGUUUAUUUAGUUUACUGAAGUGUCUCCUUAUACAUCCAUUCAAAAAGAACGGCCUCUUCUCUCCUCGACAGUGUACCGGCUUGUUAUGGUAUGGUGUUUUUUUUUUUUUUUUUUUUUUUUGUUUUACUUUGAAGGCUCCCCCUUAAGUAGGGGGGUUCCUGGUUGGGUGAACAGGCUUAUUAUAAUGACUAGGGGUGGGCGAUAUACCGCUAGACAUGAUACAUUUGUCAAAUUUUGGGGUGCACAGAAAGGCUAUUCCAUGAUAUUAUCUCAGGUACAGCGCACCUAAACGCGGAAGACGCUGCUUUAAACACAGAGACAAUGUGCGACAGCGAAAGCCGUUCUUGUAGCGCAUGUUCAUGAGAAACUGUCGGGACAUUGUGCGCGAGUCUUGCAGGCAUCCCAUUCCCUUACUUUGUGCUCCAUAGACUGCGCGCAGAUAUCACCCGCUACUCAUUCUGGUUUCUCUCGAUGUGGGUUUUUAAAAUACACACCAACACCGUUUCUGAUAUUCUGUUCUAAUGAUUGAUAUCAGGAAACAGACCAGCCAUAUUUUCCUUCAGAUAUUUUAUAUUUUCUUUAUAGAACUUAAAUCAGUAAGUUUAUUUCUAUUGGAUAGAUAUGUUUUUACUUAUGUGUCAUUUCUUUGUUGCAUUACUUUGAGAAGAUGUUAAGUUUCUUAAGGAAAGUUUAUAGUAAUAAAAAUAAUAAUAAAAAGAAAUUUCUUUUAAAAUUAAAAGGUUCAAUAUAUUAGUACUCUAAUACUUUUUAAGUAGUAGGCUAGUUGUGUAAUGUCUCUGCACAUUUAAUAAUCUCUGUAAUUUAUGUAAGGGUUAGUGUACAGUCCACCGUCAGUCGUUUAAUAAAGCCUGGCAUUAAUUAUAUGACUACUUGACAAAUGAAUGAAUAUAAAAUUGUUUAGAGCUGAAAUAAUUUUAUGAGCUUGGAUCUUCAGCUGAAAUAGCACACACUACAGACCGUUUUUCUGAGCUCAGACAAUUAACAAAUAAACAACAUUUUGGAAAUGAUUGACAUUAAAGUGUAUUCUUUGUUCUUUGGAAACAGGCUAAAAUUUAACACUCAAAUGCUGUAGCUUACAGUUUUUAGUGGAUUACAGCGUCAUAAAUUUAGUGUUGAUUGUGUUGUCACUCCAGUACAGCAGGAGGCGCUGUGAAGCUCUUUAGUCCGCCGGUAAACUCACUAAAGAAAGAAAGAAGACUUUUUCUUCAACUUUAUUAAACCUUUUGAAAUAACAAACAGGCAUUAUCAUUGUUAAACACAUCAACAGUAAGUCCAAGCAGCAUUUCAUAAACACAAGAAAAAUAAAAUAAAAUAAAGCAAAAUUAUAACAAUGAUUAAAUUACAUUUCAGGGCGGUUAAUCCAUAUAUGUUGCCAGUAAUUUAGAGAGUUUUAAGGCACACCUCUUUUUUAAUUGCUUUUAGGAUUUAAAUAAAUUUUUUAAAUCCUUUUUAAAUGCCUCAAAACAUGGAGAAAUUUUAACAAAUCUACAUUUGUGUAAAUAAAACUUGGCGACAAUCAACAUAUUAUUACACAAAAAUUCAACUUCUUUGUUUUGUAUUACAUUUUUUGUCUUCAAACACUCAUACAAUCUGUCCCAAAAGGACUUAACAAUAGUACAAUUGUAGAAAAGAUGUUCCUGAGAUUCAAUAUCUUUUUGACAGAAUGUACAUACAUUACUAUCCAAAUUAAACCUUAUUCUUAGAUAUUCGUUACAUGGAUAAAUGUCAUUAAUUGUUUUGAAGUGUACUACUUUCAUUUUAGGUAACAAAGGAAAUGACAAAUAUCUAGUUCUAACUUUGAUAGUGUCAGCUUUUGAAAACCUUUGAGAUAAAACCUUUCUUUUAACAGGAGGAGGAAUAUAUUAUUUUGUAAUUAGUGAUCUCAAAAACUUAUUACAUUUAUCAUCCAAGAAAUUAUAAUUGUCAAUCAACAAAUCAACAGAUGUAGGUAUUACAGAAGAAUAUUGUAAUAUACCUUUAAUUAGAUUCCUCAAAGCUACAGGAAUAGCUGUGACAACUAAAGAAUAUUGUCUAUAUGAGCAAUCCAAAUUAAAUUUGAUCUUAAAUUUAUUGUAACUUAACAUAUCUUCAUCCAUUAAAUGCAUUACAGCCCAAACUCCUUUUUCCAACCAGUCUUUAUAAAAUACAUUUAUCCUCUUAUGUGAAAUACACCUGUUAUUCCAAAUUAUAGCAUUAUGUGGAGUAAAAUUAUGCUUGUACAGCAUAUUCCAAUAUAGUAACACCUGCAUAUGAAAAUCAGAUAACUUUAAAUGGCAGUUUUAAUGGGUCAAAAUCACAUCUUAAAAGAAACAAAAUUCCUCCUAUCCUUUAGAAAAGAUGAAAAGGAAGACUAAACCAUAGAGAUUGUUCAUAUUUUAAAAAUGCUUGUAACCAUCUUGACUUAAUAACUCCAUUCAUUACUCCAAAAUCAAUUACAUUCAUCCCUCCUCCUCCUGUUAAUUUUACCAUAUCACCUUUUCGAAUCGAAUGUUGCUUAUUAUUCCAAAUAAAUUUAUAAUGAAUUCUGUUUAUUUCCUUAAUACACCUGUCUGGUACUGCUAAUUAAUAUGCUGGGUACAUUAAUCUUGAUAUUCCUUCCAUCUUUGUUAAUAAAAUACUUCCAAAAAUGGAAAUAAUUCUUUGUAACCAGCUAUUCAGUAUUUUUUUAUUUUUUUGCACAACAGCUUGAAUAUUAUGUUCUUCCCUGUCAGUGAAACUUUUAGUAAUAGUUAUUGCCAAGUAUGUAAUCUCAUUUUUGACUGGAAUAUUAUUAAUUAAAUGUUGUGUAUUAUCAUGAAUAUUCAAGAUCAUAAAUCUAACCCUGAAGCAUCCGAAAAGAAAGAUACUGCUUUUAAGGCAUUAGGUAUUUGAUCAAAGUCCUUUAAAAAUAAGGUUGUAUCAUCCGUUAGUUGUGUAAUUAUCAAGGAUCUACC
This is a messenger RNA of Myxocyprinus asiaticus (Chinese sucker), 5913 nucleotides long. RefSeq names its product zinc finger protein 501-like. Gene Ontology annotation, biological process: regulation of transcription by RNA polymerase II. The record is from RefSeq and is a predicted model, not a curated record. The coding region runs from base 68 to 1519 and encodes 483 amino acids. The transcript has 3 exons. NCBI's taxonomy places the organism in Eukaryota, Metazoa, Chordata, Actinopteri, Cypriniformes, Catostomidae. Gene Ontology annotation, molecular function: RNA polymerase II cis-regulatory region sequence-specific DNA binding; DNA-binding transcription factor activity.